GAGGAGAGUGUGUUACCUUAAUACCCCAAAGACAGGGCCUCUACCAAUAUUUUCAAAGGGAAAUCAUAAUUUUGUACCCUUUGGCCUUUGCUUUAUCUCUUUCAAUAAAAUUCCAUACUAUUUCACGUGCAAUUAUGCUGUACAGUUUUAUGUUUUUCGGUUCAUCAAAUGCCUUUUUUAUAUCUUAAUCAUUAGAAUUAAAAAUGUAUCAUUUUACCAAUAAAUUAUAUGACUGUUAGUUUCAUCAAAUGCCUUUAAAAAGCUCACUUCUUCACCCCAAAGUUCAAUCCCUCAAGGCUAACGUAUCCCUUUUUUUUUUUUUUUUUUUGGAUUGGAGGUCUCUUAUUUAAACAGUAAAGUUUUUUAGUUUUGAGAACAAGAAAGAGAAAGAGAGAAAAAGAAUGGCAUUAGAAGCUGUGGUUUUUCCGCAGGACUUCUUUGGUUACAACAGCAAAGAUCUCUACAGCUUGUUAGGAGGGAAUUGGAGCUAUGACUUUGGCUUGGAAAGAGAAGAGAAGCAUUUUCCUGAUCAGACUAAUAAUAAUUUUGGUUAUGGAGAUUGGACUUCUUCUUCAACAACUUCAAUGGUUCCACCACAUCAUUUCAGUGAUCAUCAUCAAAUUCACCAACCAAAGUCAUCCUCCGAUGCUAAUGGAUCAUCCUCCUGUGGCCCUCCAGCCUUGGAUGCUUCAACAAUUACUUCAAAUCGUCCCAAGAGACGCCGAUCCAAGACUCGGAAAAACAAGGAAGAGAUUGAGAAUCAAAGAAUGACUCACAUUGCCGUGGAACGAAAUAGAAGAAAGCAAAUGAAUGAAUAUCUUUCUGUUCUUCGAUCUAUAAUGCCUGAAUCUUAUGUUCAAAGGGGUGAUCAAGCAUCAAUUAUUGGAGGUGCUAUCAAUUUUGUAAAGGAGCUUGAGCAGCGUCUUCAAUUGCUAAGUGCUCAGAAAGAGGUAAAAGAAAGCUCAGAUCAUGGUGGUGGCAGCUGCUCUUCACUUUUUGAUGAAUUCUUCACAUUCCCACAGUACUCAACUAGUUCAACAAGGGGUGAUAAUUCAACCUCCAUGAAUGAUCAACCUAUGGUUGAGACUCAAUCUGCCAUAGCUGACAUAGAAGUUACCAUGGUGGAGAGCCAUGCAAACCUCAAAAUAAGAUCGAAAAGGCGACCGGCGCAGCUCUUGAAGGUAGUUACAGGGUUGAAUAGUAUGCAUCUCAGUAUCCUCCAUCUCAAUGUCACAACAGUUGAUCAAACUGUGCUCUAUUCUCUCAGUGUCAAGUUGGUUUUAAAUGCAGGUAGAAGAUGAUUGUAAUCUAACUUCAGUGGAUGACAUUGCCACAGCAGUGAAUAAAUUGCUAGGUAGGAUUCAAGAAGAUGCUAUGUUGAAUUGAAAAAUUCUCUGAUUUCACCUUUUUUCACCCCACUGUAAUUUGUUUUUUGUUUUCCUCUUUAAUUUUCACCUUCAUACAUACCAUAUAUGAAGGUCCUUUUUUUUAGUUCCUUUUAAUCCUCAAGUUGUUUCUGAAAUUGCCUAUUGCCACUGAUGCUUCAAUUUAGUGUAGUUUGUUUUAGGUGACUCUAUCCUUCUAUGGGGAUGAACUGUUUUAGAAAAAUAUCUCUGUUUCUUUCCCUAGAAUCAAUCAUAAUUUUCAAGUAAAUUAAUUUUUAUUAUUAUUUUUCUUUUAAUUGCAUAUAAUGUAUCAGCCAGACG
Messenger RNA from Durio zibethinus, 1706 nucleotides. The record is from RefSeq and is a predicted model, not a curated record. NCBI's taxonomy places the organism in Eukaryota, Viridiplantae, Streptophyta, Magnoliopsida, Malvales, Malvaceae.